Messenger RNA from Lates calcarifer (barramundi perch), 2737 nucleotides. It is a transcript of the gene ccdc17, whose product is annotated as coiled-coil domain containing 17. Bases 173 to 2092 code for a protein of 639 amino acids. The transcript is spliced from 13 exons. NCBI's taxonomy places the organism in Eukaryota, Metazoa, Chordata, Actinopteri, Centropomidae. The record is from RefSeq and is a predicted model, not a curated record.
UGCAACAGUUUUUGUUUUAUCUCAUAUUGUUUAGUGUACUACUUUAAAGUCUGUUAUUCCCACUGUAUUUCAGUUUAUGGAUAGGGUAUUGAUAGGUAAUCAUAUUUAAUUAAAGAUUUUUUUGUUCUGCAGUGCAGUUUUACUCUGUAUUUAACACCAGCUUUGGUACCAGAUGGAGGAGGAGUUGAUCUGUGGAGCCUGUAACAUGGCGUUUAACUCCACUGGACUGCUGGAGAAACAUAAAGCACUGUUCUGCAUUGGGAGUGAGGUCGGGAACCUUCGGGUGCAAAGAACCAGCUCCGACACCGUUAUGAGAAACAACAGAGGAGGUGUGGACCCUAAACAGAUGAGAACCCCUGAGCUUGUUCAGAUGAGAGGUCAGCGAAGGAACGUCAUCAGGUGGAGUGUUGAAGCCGAGCCAAAGUCAGGGAGAGCGGAAGACAAAGCGGCGACCGGUCAGACAGACGGUGCUGCUCUGCAAAAUCUGACUGACGAGGCGAGUGGGCGUCACCUGGGUCACAGUGAAAGACUGAAGGAGAUGAGGGAGAUGGCGACGCUCCAUGAGCGCCAACUGGCCCUGAUAUACGCUCACAACCAGCAGCUGGAGCUGCAAAGAGAUGAGCUGGCCCAUCAGGUAAGUGUGCUGUCCAAGCAGAGCAACACAACUCACCUGGAGAGUCUGCUGAUGGAGCUCAGAGAGCAGGAGGAGAGGAAUGAGGACACACUGCAACAACUUGCUGAACAUCUCCAUGCAUUACAUUUAGAUGAUCUACUGUGUUUUUGUUUUCUUCUUCCUCUUUUUAGUGUGCAAAAAGUCUCUGUACCUGCUGAUCAGCCAGAUCCAGGAGAGAAUGACAAGAUGCAUCACGACAACUACAAGCUCAUCUCCUCUGUAGAUGGCUCUCUCUCUACCCAGAUAACAGCCCUGCGACAGGCAUACAUGCAGUCAGGUGGGUCAGAUCCAGCCAUUGUGGCACAGAUGAUUCACCUGCAGGCAGAAGCCCAACGUCUGGAGAAGAACCAACCAGCAGCAUCUGCCAAAGCCCGGAAGAAGAGUAAGAAUGACAAGAGUGAUGACGAAGAGAAAAUGUUUGGGGCACUUGUCACUGUAGAUUCUAAAUCACUGUUAUCCUCGAAUCCAGAAGUGAAGCCUCCUCAGCGGGGUACGAGCUGGGAGCUGCUGGUUUUGGAGCAGGAGAACCAGAGACUGGAGGAGGAGAUCCUCAGGAUCCAGCUGGCCAGAGAGAGAAACCAUGACUAUGAAGGUUGGACAGUCUUUGUAAUAAAGCACACAGCUCUUAUUUUUGCACUCCAAGCGAGGUCCUUCUGCUCUCCGUCAGGAAGAUGCAUGACAGACCCGCUGGACUCUCUGGGUCCAGCCCCCUACGACCCAGCAGCUGGUUUUGUGAUUUUCUUUGACCUGGUUCUGGGAGUAGAUGCCUCUCAGAAGGCGUUGCGCCUGGUAGCAGCUCUCUACUCAGAAGGUCAGAAAGUGGGACCACUGACUCCACUGCCCCCUGUCCAGUGCCUGCCGGGAGUGUCUCAACCUUACACCCACGGCCUCACACCUGGAAACUGUGCCGUCCUGUCAGUCAAACAGCCUGUACCAAGGAUCCAGCCGUCGCUCUCCCUCUGUCUGGUGGUGGAGGUGCAGGCAGCGAGAGAUCUGGAUGUUUAUAACCAGGGGGUCUUAAACCUGGGAUCCUAUGGCUGGACACGACUUGAGCUCUUUGAUGAGUACAACCAGCUUCGCAGUGGCCACUGGAGGGUGCCAGUACGCAGUCUGCCUAUUAAACCUUCACUAAGCAUUGCCCAGCUCAACUCAAUACCCCAGGUGGGUAACAUGGAGCUCUAUGUACGUUUGGUCAACAGUCGUGAUGGAGAUGUGCAGACUCUCACAAAGCCUGACCUGACCAGUACCAGGCACUAUAAAUUCCCUGCUGUGGUGUCCUCUGUUCCUGUGACUGUCCAUGGAAACACAGCUCUGCCGGUUUCAGCUCCACAGACCACAAGAGUGGAUCAGCUCUCCUCCCUGUUGACCUUAACUGAUAACAAAAACCCUCCACCCACAGAUGAAACCAGUCAGAGUUGAAAAAGACAAGCAUGCUGUGCAGAAAACUGUAGAGAACAGAAUUUCUACAUGAAAUAAUUGUAUCAUAAUAAAAUCUUGUUGAGCACUUGAUGUUUUCAAAUGUCUUGUUUUACUUGUCCACCAGUACAAAACUCCACAUAUUCCAUUUAACAUCUUAGAGUAUAAGAAAACCAGAAAAUAUUACUAAUAUCAAUAAUCACAUUUUGAAGGAAACUUUUGCAUUUAUACAAUGAGUGCAAGAGUUGACAAUCGCUGCAAAUUGAAUAAAUGACUGUAGCACCUGCUGCUAGGUUAGAGCAUUCACUGCGAAUCUAUUAAUCAGCUGCACAUUAAAUAUAAAUGAAUUCUUGUGGAAAAACCCUAUCCUUAAUCCAGAUAUUCUCAAUUCAGGUCAAGUACUUACAUUUGUAUGAAUACUAUUAACCAAUGGUUGACUUAAUGCAAAUGCCAAAAAAUCCAAGUUGGCAAAUUAUUAGUACAGGUUUCAUUUCCUCCAACAGGAACAGCUGCCAUCAGCACCCAGUGUUUUUUGGUUGAGACACAACCUCAAAGUCUUUAAAAAAAAAAAAAAAAGUGAUACAAAUGUACAUCUGCAAAUUCUUUAUUCUUUUGUUGUUUUUUUUGUUUUGUUUUUUUUUUUUUUUU